CACCUUCCUCGUUAGUCGUGCGUUACCCCGAGUAAGUUCCCCCGUGUUAGUCAGCAGGAGCCGGGGGAGUUGGAGAGGAGGUUCCCGCAGGAUGAAGCUCGGUGUCGGUUCGAGCUCGGUGUCGCUGGUCCUGGCUGUGGCCCUUUGUGUGUCGGUGGCGGUUCAGGACCCUGUCUUGAGCCCGGCCCCGCGGACGGACGCGGCCAACAACAACAACAGCAGCAGCAGCACGGGGCCGCCUCCCCCCCACCAGGCCGCCUACCCUGACAAAUCGGUGAUCCGCCGGGCCGUGUGGGUGCUGCUCGGGAUCAGCGGCCUCGGGCUUGUGUACUUCAUCAUCCGGAGCAUCAGGUUAAAGAAAACGCAAAGAAAGAAGUAUGGCCUGCUUGCUUCAUAUGAUGACCAUGUGGAAAUGGCUCCAGUGGACACUGAUGAUGAUGACACAACUUUAUUUGAAGUAAAGGGCAUGAGAAGGAGCAUUAACCACACUGCCUCUCAAUCUUGCUGACUUUCCAUCCACUGCAAAUGCUUCGAGACACUCUCCACUGCUUUGCUGUAAUAAGUAUUCUGAAGACAUAUGGUGAAUGUGACUUAUUUGUCAUGCAGUUUUCAGAAGCCUCAAUCUUCUUGUCACUUGCUAAUUACUUACCGAUGACUGACUAAAUACAUUUGUAUCUUGCGUGCAACUGGACAGGUAAUUCCAGCAUAACCCAGCUCUUCACUAUUCAGGAACCGAAGGGAACCUGCUGAAACUCUUCCAUUGUUGGGGAAACUUCACCAUUAUUGUGAUUUCUGUAUCAUUUCCUGAGAGUCAUUCAGAAAAAAGUUCCUGGUAAUGAGUUAAAGAUUGCCUGGACUAAGUUUUUCUUUGUCACAGCUCCGCCUCAAGCGAGUAGAACCUACAGACUUCAAUUGUUUACAUUGACAUUGUUUAAUUUAAAUUUGCUGGAACGAUUGCUCUUAAAUCACAUUAGGUGGAUAAGCCUAUUGACAUACCACAUGGGCACAGUGAAGACUAUGUAAGAUUUCCAUGGGUGACUGGCAUUGUGUACUCUAUGGGAAUGGGUGGGGAUGAAGAGGAGUGGUAAACCUUUUUGCCUGUUUUGGUACCUAUGACCCCAUUCUUAUUGGGGCCCCAACUACAGUCCUUGGAGAAUACAAUGCAGCCCAUUGGUCUUCCCAACGAGUGUGCAGUAAACAUCCACCUAGCAAUAUAAACAACAGUGCUCUUCCUGUGCCUGACUAUUAAGCUAAAAGCAAAUUUUUUUUAUAUAUAAGAAAGUCUCUGUUAACCUCUCGCUGGAAUGUUAAUUUUUAAACACGGUUGUCAUGUAACAGCAUCCACUUAAACUAAAAUAAGAGCAAUUAACUAUAUGUCUUUAGUUGUUGUUUAAUGCUGAAUGCUACUUAACCUUUAACAUUCACCAUUCCGACUGCUUCCGUGAACCGUGACAUUUCCUUAGACUGUGUUUAAAACAAAAGUGGGAAAAUGCACCUCUCCCCGAGCUGGUGCCAGUGCAGAAUUAAACUGGUUAAUAGUAAGGCAACUCCUGAGGCCUUGACCAAAAAUCAAGUGUGCCUUGCUUACUGCCAAAUGUAGCAAGUCAGUAAGUUCAGCUGACCAGCUUCAGCCGGUUGUGUGAGACGCUGCAGUUUUUAAAUGUGAAUGCACACUUACUGCCUGCAGUUGUGGCGGACUCGGCUGCAUGUGGCCAUUAGCCAUGCUACUUCUAACUGGGGCCUGUUUCUUUGUUAGCUUCAAUAAGAUGAAUUCAGGUGCAACAUGCCCUUCUUGCACACUGUGUGAGCUUGUCAGGACUGUGAAGUGUUUUAUAAGCCUUUUAAACAACAACAAAAAGUUACAAUUCAAUGCCAUCCUUUUUGUUUACUUGUUUAUUAAAAUAAUUUUUUGUGAAAGAAAA
This is a messenger RNA of Stegostoma tigrinum, 1922 nucleotides long. RefSeq names its product protein FAM174C-like. Bases 92 to 508 code for a protein of 138 amino acids. NCBI's taxonomy places the organism in Eukaryota, Metazoa, Chordata, Chondrichthyes, Orectolobiformes, Stegostomatidae. The record is from RefSeq and is a predicted model, not a curated record. The transcript is spliced from 4 exons. Gene Ontology annotation, cellular component: extracellular region.